This is a messenger RNA of Trichomycterus rosablanca, 1663 nucleotides long. It is a transcript of the gene hif1al2, whose product is annotated as hypoxia inducible factor 1 subunit alpha, like 2. NCBI's taxonomy places the organism in Eukaryota, Metazoa, Chordata, Actinopteri, Siluriformes, Trichomycteridae. The record is from RefSeq and is a predicted model, not a curated record. Gene Ontology annotation, molecular function: protein dimerization activity; DNA-binding transcription factor activity, RNA polymerase II-specific; RNA polymerase II transcription regulatory region sequence-specific DNA binding. The transcript is spliced from 12 exons. The coding region runs from base 39 to 1598 and encodes 519 amino acids. Gene Ontology annotation, biological process: cellular response to hypoxia; regulation of transcription by RNA polymerase II.
AGUUUUCUGUGAGAUUCAAAACUCAACCAGUAACCAUUAUGGUAAUGUAUCAACAACAAACAGUGAUUACAGACUAUUAUGAUAAAGAGCUCCAUUUAAAACUAAGCCACAAACAACUUAUCAGUAAGAAGAAGAAAGAGAGGAUGUGCCCAGAAUGGAAAAAGGCCCGCUCUCGCAUGGCAGCUCGCAGCAGACGGGAGAAGGAAAGCCAGCUGUUCAGAGAAAUUGCUGCCCUAUUGCCCGUUGACCCAUAUGUGGAGUCUCAGCUGGAUAAAGCUUCAGUGAUUAGAGUCACCAUCGCUUACCUACACCUCAGAUCUCUACUGGAUGGUCCAAACUCCAAAACAGUACCAGCUAAAACAGAACUUGCUUUAUCAAGCCAGGGGGAGCUGGCUGAAUCAAAAGAAGAGAAGUGGUUUCUUGAUUAUGCACUUAGAGGAUUCCUGUUGGUAAUAUCCUUGAGUGGCAAGAUUAUCAUCACAACGCAGGACGUCAUCUCGUAUAUAGGAAUUAACCAGACGAAUUUGAUCGGCCGGAGUUUAUUCGAUUUCAUGCACCCUUGUGACCACAAGGAGAUUAAAGAAAUACUCACAAGGCUACUAAAGACUCAAGGACAGCAGAAGUGUGAGGUUUUCCUCCGAAUCAAAGGGGCAGUCAAGAACAUGAUGACUCCCUGGAAGGUAUAUCACUGCACUGGAGUUAAAAAGUCCUCCUCGACACCAGGCUCCAGCUAUCUGCUGCUUCUGUGCAGAUCACUACCUGUGCAGGAAGUCAUUGAGGUGGAUGCUUAUCAGAAUGUCAAAACAUUUCUGAGCAUUCAUGGUCCAGACAUGAAGUUUACCUACUGCCACUCUGGGGUGUUGGAACUGACUGGAUUUACUGACAUUGAGCUGUAUGGUCAGACUGUGUACCAGUACUGUCAUCCAUCUGAUUGCCAGCAUAUUCUGAAGGCACAUCGCUGCUUGUUUUUAAAAGGUCAGGUGUACAUUGGGAAAUACCGGCUGCUGCAGAAACGCGGUGGCUAUGUUUGGGUGGAGACAGAUGCAUCAGUCGUGUACAACAUUCGCACAGGAAAACCCGAGAGCAUUGUGUGCAUCAACUACAUUCUCAGUGGAGUGGAGCUGCCAGAUGUGGUGUUCUCACUGAAACAGAAAGAGCAUCUGCUGAACCCAUGUGAUUCCCCCCAGCCCCAUUUCCAGUCCAUCCCAGCACCAGUGAAUACAACCACAAAGAAUGAAAUCAGUCAGGCAACCACUAUGGAUGAACAUGCAUGGUCUGCUCAGGAUGGAGAGGGCAGAGGAUGUAUGAAUGAACAAACAGCUGUAUGUAACUCGCCUGCUUUUGACAUGGAUGAUUUGGAUUUAGAUAGCCUGGCUCCAUACAUCCCCAUGCAUGAAGAGGACUUUCUGUUAACUCCUGCAUUAGAUGGCUUGGCAGACACUUCAGUGUUAGACAUGCACAGACUCCAGCUCAACAUGCCACAGUUGUUACAGAACACAGACGAAGCAACUCUGUUAAAAACAGCAGCUAGAAGCAAUUUAUCCCUACUGCAAAACACUGAAAGCUGUUUUUCUUUUACCACCCCUACUGAGCAAUAAACCAGUGAAUUAUCUGUUGAGAGAGUGGCAUGACAGGACUCAUGAACUAAAAAGAAAAGAACAAG